Messenger RNA from Phoenix dactylifera (date palm), 3704 nucleotides. RefSeq names its product formin-like protein 1. NCBI's taxonomy places the organism in Eukaryota, Viridiplantae, Streptophyta, Magnoliopsida, Arecales, Arecaceae. The record is from RefSeq and is a predicted model, not a curated record. Gene Ontology annotation, biological process: actin nucleation; actin cytoskeleton organization. Gene Ontology annotation, molecular function: actin filament binding.
CUUCUUCACACCUUCCCCCACCAAGCCAACCUCCUCUGCUCCGUUCCCAUCUGUCCCCCACUGCUUAUGCCUAAAUAAUUCCAAACAAUACUCCUCUCUCUCUUUCCCCCACCAUUCCUUCUCACACUAUCUUAUCUCACGCACACCUACACCUAUCUCAGACAUCACAACCCUCCUAAAUAAAUAAAUAUUUAUGAAGAAGAUUUUUUUAGUAGAAAAGGGAAAAUACCUCUCUGUUCUUGCUCUAUAACUAUCUUCCCGUCUCCUUCCUUCCUCCUACUGAAGCGGAGGUAGAGGAGGCAAAAAAAAGGGAAAAGGAAAAGGAAAGAAAAGAAGAUCAUACCGUUGUUGUGCUCUUCCUCUCCCAUUAGGCCAGUAAGAAAGCAAGGAGCCACCUCUCUGUCUCUCUGAUUCGUUUGUUUCGCAAUGCCAGCCCCUUCCUUCUUCUUCCUCCUCUUCCUGCUGUUAUUCUCCAACCCGGCGAUCUCAUCCGCCACGCCCAUUCCCCGGCGGGCCCUCCACCUACCCUUCUUCCCCGUGGCCACCCCACCGCCAGCCCAGCCCCCAUCUCCGUCCUUCCCGAAAUACCCCUCCUCCUCCAACCCCAAGCCAUUCUUCCCAUCCUACCCUUCCCGCCUGCCCCCUCUGUCCCCUCCUCCCCCGCUGCCGGCCUCCCUCCCCGCCAACAUCUCCUCCCUCAUCUUCCCCAAUUCCCAUUCUGCCCCUCCCCGGCGCCACUCCGCCGCAAAGCUCGUCCCGGCCGUCGCCCUCCCCCUCCUCGCCGUCGCCCUUCUCGCCCUCUCCCUCGCGUUCUUCCGCCGCCGACGACGCCGGCCUCCGUCCCAUGACGACAAGACCGCCCGCUCCGACAGCAUCCGCCUGUUCCCCCGAGGCUCGACUGCCUCCAGCGCCCCCAAGCCCCCGACCUCCGACUUCCUCUACCUCGGCACCCUUGUGAACUCCUGCGCCACCGUCUCCGCCGCCGAGCCCUCCCCCGCCGCUUCCGCCCCCCGGCCCAACAUCUCUCCCUACCAGAAGCUGGGCUCGCCGGAGCUCCAGCCCCUCCCUCCCUUAUCUCGCCACGCCUCCCGCGGGUACGGGAAUGCCGACGGUGGGUGCUCCUCGGAGGAGGAGUUUUACUCUCCGAAAGGAUCUUCCGGCGACAAGGAGAGCUCCAGGGGGCUCGCUGGCGGCCGGAUGUCCCCCUCCCAGCGGACUUUCCCGGCCGCUGCCGCCGUGAUGGAGAAAUGUGGGUCCCGGAGCUCCACGCUUAGCACGCCUUCGUACCCGUCGUCCAAUUCGGUGUCUUCUCCGAGUCCGUCGUCGCCGGCGGCUUCGUCACCGCCGCUCGGAUCAAGCCCGGCGCGAUCCAGCGUCAAAUCUCUGAAAUCUAGAUCUGAGAAUGCUGAGUUUAUCGAUCUCGGUGUCCCGCCACCGCCGCCGCCUGCGCCCCCGCUGCCGCUCAGGCCGCUGACUCCUUCGCCUCCAAAGAGGAAACCCCCUUCGCCCUCCCCACCUUCUUCACCGGUGGAUAAGGAUCAGGAAAGAAACUCAAGUAUCUCGGACUUCUCCAGAGCAAAUUUGCGAUCGCCGCAGAGAAUUGGGGACUUCUCGGGGAACCCAUUUGUUGUUCGCUCCCCGCAGAGGCAAGCCCCGCCGCUCCCGCCGCCGCCACUGAGGCAAGCUCCACCGCCGCCGUCGAGGCAAGCCGCACCGCCACGGCCGCCACCACCACCUCCUCCGCCACCGCCACCGCCACCGGUUGGUUACUGGGAGAGUCGGGUCCGAAAGCCCCAAGCUAGCCAGCCUCCAGUUCUCACUCCUCCAAGACCUACUGGAACGAAGAAUUCUUCAGCAGCGAUUUUCCCAACAGAAUUGCCGGUGAAUUCGGAUGCAGUGGAGAAGAGUGAGGACACCCCUCGCCCAAAGUUGAAGCCUUUGCACUGGGAUAAGGUCCGGGCGAGCUCCGAUAGAGCAAUGGUGUGGGAUCAAUUGAAAACGAGCUCAUUCCAAGUAAAUGAGGAGAUGAUUGAGACUUUGUUUGUUUGCAAUGCAACAAACACAGCCCCAAAGGAGACGAACAGGCGACAAGUGCUUCCUACUCCGAAUGAAGAUAACAGGGUGCUUGAUCCGAAGAAGUCUCAGAACAUUGCUAUUCUACUGAGGGCACUGAAUGUGACCAAGGAGGAAGUCUGUGAAGCCCUAUUAGAAGGUAAUACAGAUAGCUUAGGAACUGAGCUACUGGAGACUUUGCUAAAGAUGGCUCCAAGCAAAGAAGAAGAGAUUAAAUUAAAAGAGUACAAAGAUGACUCCCCGAUCAAGCUUGGUCCAGCAGAAAAGUUUCUCAAGGCAGUGCUUGAUAUUCCAUUUGCUUUUAAGAGAGUGGAUGCGAUGCUUUACAUUGCUAAUUUUGAUUCAGAGGUCAAUUAUCUUAAGAAGUCCUUUGAAACUCUUGAGGCAGCCUGUGAUGAUCUGAGAAACAGCAGACUGUUUCUGAAGCUUCUAGAGGCCGUUCUAAAGACCGGGAACCGCAUGAAUGUUGGUACCAACCGUGGUGAUGCGCAUGCCUUUAAGCUUGACACACUACUGAAGCUAGUUGAUGUCAAAGGCACCGAUGGCAGGACUACUCUUCUGCAUUUUGUUGUCCAGGAAAUCAUCAGAUCUGAAGGCUCCCGCCUUUCUUCUGCCACCCCAUCAUCUGCCAAAAUACAGGCAAAUACUCUACGAGAUGACCUUGAGUGCAGAAAGCUUGGCCUCCAAGUUGUCGCUGGUCUCGGGGGUGAGCUCUGCAAUGUGAAGAAAGCAGCCACAAUGGAUUCUGAGGUGCUCAGCAGCUAUGUGUCUAAACUUGCUGGAGGGAUUGGUAAAAUAACUGAGGUUUUAAGAUUGAAUGAAACCUUGAGUUCAAAGGAAAAUAGCCAGCAAUAUCACGAUGCUAUGAGUGGGUUCUUAAAGAAGGCAGAGGAUGAGAUCAUAAAGGUUCAGGCCCAAGAGAGCGUUGCACUGUCUUUGGUCAAGGAAAUAACUGAGUAUUUCCAUGGUAACUCAGCGAGAGAAGAAGCUCACCCUUUCAGAAUCUUCAUGGUAGUCAGGGAUUUUCUAGCCGUCCUUGAUCAGGUCUGCAAAGAGGUUGGAAGGAUAAAUGAUCACACCAUUGUCAGCUCAUCACGCCAGUUCCCAGUACCUGUGAAUCCAACACUACCACAGGUAUUCCCAAGGUUUCAGGCAUUGAGGCCUGAAAGCUCUGAUGACGAAAGUUCAUUGUCAUCGUAAGGCUUGAUGCUUAGUGCUCCUGGUUGAUGCCUCUUUUGAGUAGAAGUUUUUGCUGGCUAUCAGCCGAGAAGUGCAGUGCCAAAUGGAAUCAAAUGCCACUUAUUUAUAUAUAAUUUUUGUACUUGUAGAAUAUUAAUGUAAAAGAUUCUUGGAAUUUUUAUGCCUAUAUAUAUACAGGAGGAAAUCUAGAUGAAAGAAAAAUGUGGGGAAACUGGCUUCUUUGACUCAGAUUAUGUGCAUCUGUUGAAAGCUUUUCUUCUCAAAAGAUCAAUGUGCAGUAUUCAGAUCAAAGUUUCAGUUGUACAGCUCAUUAGGAGUGGCAACUCACAGGAUAGGUGAUACGAACCUAUGAAGCAGACAUUAUGUUCUUUCUAUAAUUAUAUCAUUUGAUAUCAACCUAUGAAUCAGACAUUAUGUCCUUUCUAUAAUUA